GGUCAGGGUGGGGCGGCUCUGUGUGCCUCCUGAGCCUUGGCAGGGCUUUAUCUCCCCUCCCCAGGGAAGCUAGGAGGCAGCUGGGGGCGGGGCUGCUCCGGCCUCUUCCCCCAUCAGAUCAGAGCACACCCGGGGAGAAGCAGCCUUCUGGAGCCUGUCAGGGGGCAGCGGGGGUGCCCGUGCCCACAUGCCGGGGAAGGAGCCCCGAUUUCGGGCCCUGAAGAAAUGCCAGCCCGCUCUCCCCGCCUCCACCUGAUGCCCCCCAUUCCCCAGUAACCCCCAAUCCAGCCAGUGCAGCAUCUGAAGAUGGCGUCAGAGCGGGGCGGGGCUUCUUCCCGGCCAGUCCCGGGCCCUUCCCAGCCCGAGGCUCCCUUUUCUCCCCUGAGGCCAGGAAAGGCCAAAGAGCCCCUCUGAGCCCUCCCCUUCUCCCCCCAGGCGCACACAGAGCAUGUCUCCCCCCUCGGGGCUGCCACCCCCUGAAGCACCCCAGGGUGGCCCCGCAGCCAGAGAAAUGGCCCCCGGGACCCCGAGGUCCCCCUCCCAGUUUCUUUCAGUUAUUUGAUGAGGGUUGUACUAGUUGGAUUCCGAAGGUUCAGCUUUGUGUCUCAUGACGUUUGCUGGUUUAGGGAUUAAUAACACUCAAGGAUGUGACUGUGGACUUCACCCAGGAAGAAUGGGUCCUGUUGGACCAUUCUCAGAAAGAGCUGUACCUGGAGAUCAUGCUGGAGAAUGUACAGAAUCUACUCUCUGUGGGCCUUCUAGUUCCUAGAGAAAAUUGUAUCUCCUGUUUUCAGCAAUGGGAAGCACCAUGGCUGCUAGAUCAAGAAUUUCCAAGGAGCUCGUGUCCAGAGGGAAAGAGUAAUUUUGAAGUGAAGGAGAUGUUUGAGAAGUUGAGUCAUUGUGUGGAAGUAUGUGGCCCUCAAAGAUUCAUGACCGAGGUUCCCUGCAACUUUAUUUUGAGAGAAAUCUGUGACUCUAAUAUGAAGGUAAAUAAAAAUCCAAAGAGUGACUGUGAAUUCCAUGAAACUCUAGAGAAAUCCAGCCAAUAUUCCGUGCUAAAUAGGUAUACAAAAUUGACCUCCAGGAAUGAGUGUUGUCAGGAUAGUAAAUCCAGCAAGUGCUUUCCUGAAGAAGGACUUAUUCACUCCUCUGAGAAAUCUCCAGAAAUGCCCAUGUAUAAAGGCACCCUAGGGAGAUUGGCCUUUGGCUGCCAUUUAGAACUCAUUAAACAUCCAAAAAGUAAACAUGUAAAUAUGGUUUGUGUGAGUAAUAAAGGAAGGAGACCUUUUAGUCAGAACUCUGAGAUUGCUGUACAUCAAAUAAUCCAAUGUGGAGAGAAAUCUUAUGAAUGUAAGCAAUGUGGAAAGAUUUUUACACACAAGUGCCAUCUUGCUUCUCAUCAGAGAAUCCACACUCGAGAGAAACCUCUUGAACAUAAACAAUGUAGAAGGUCUUUUACAUGGAAGGGCCAUCUUGCUGCUCAUCAGAUUAUCAACACUGGAGAGAAACCUUAUGGAUGUAAACAGUGUGGAAAGGCUUUCACAGAGAGUCGCUCUCUUACUGUACAUCAGAGGAUCCACACUGGAGAGAAACCUUAUGAAUGUAAACACUGUGGAAAGACUUUCACCGAGAGGUGCUCUCUUGUUGUACAUCAGAGAAUCCACACUGGAGAAAAACCCUUUGAAUGUAAACACUGUGGAAAGGCGUUCAGACAGAGGAGCAAUCUUGCUGUACAUCAGAGAAUCCACACUGGAGAGAAACCUUAUGGAUGUAAACACUGUGGAAAAGCUUUCACAAAUAGUGGCUCUCUCAUUGUACAUCAGAGAAUCCACACUGGAGAGAAACCUUAUGGAUGUAAACAGUGUGGAAAGGCUUUCACAGAGAGUCGCUCUCUUACUGUACAUCAGAGGAUCCACACUGGAGAAAAACCUUAUGAAUGUAAAUACUGUGGAAAGACUUUCACAGAGAGGCGCUCUCUUGUUGUACAUCAGAGAAUCCACACUGGAGAAAAACCCUUUGAAUGUAAACACUGUGGAAAGGCUUUCGGAGAGAGGAGCAAUCUUGCUAGACAUCAGCGAAUCCAUACUGGAGAGAAACCUUAUGGAUGUAAACACUGUGGAAAAGCUUUCACAAAUAGUGGCUCUCUUACUGUACAUCAGAAAAUCCACACUGGAGAGAAACCUUUUGAAUGUAAACACUGUGGAAAAACUUUCACAGAUAGUAGGUCUAUUACUGUACAUCAUAGAAUCCACACUGGAGAGAAACCUUAUGGAUGUAAACAGUGUGGAAAGGCUUUCACAGAUAGUGGUUCUCUUAAUGUACAUCAGAGAAUCCACACUGGAGAGAAACCUUAUGAAUGUAAACACUGUGGAAAGACUUUCACAGAGAGGCGCUCUCUUGUUGUACAUCAGAGAAUCCACACUGGAGAAAAACCCUACAAAUGUAAACACUGUGGAAAGGCUUUCAGACAGAGGAGCAAUCUUGUUGUACAUCAGAGAAUCCACACUGGAGAGAAACCUUAUGGAUGUAAACACUGUGGAAAAGCUUUCACAAAUAGUGGCUCUCUCAUUGUACAUCAGAGAAUCCACACUGGAGAGAAACCUUAUGGAUGUCAACAGUGUGGGAAGGCUUUCACAGAUGGUCGCUCUCUUACUGUACAUCAGAGGAUCCACACUGGAGAGAAACCAUAUGAAUGUAAACACUGUGGAAAGACUUUCACAGAGAGGCGCUCUCUUGUUGUACAUCAGAGAAUCCACACUGGAGAAAAACCAUAUAAAUGUAAACACUGUGGAAAGGCUUUCAUACGGAGGAGCAAUCUUACUAGACAUCAUAGAAUCCAUACUGGCGAAAAACCCUAUAAAUGUCAACACUGUGGUAAGGCUUUCAGACAGAGGAACAAUCUUGCUGUGCAUCAGAAAAUCCACACUGGAGAGAAACCUUAUGGAUGUAAACAGUGUGGAAAGGAUUUCACAAAUAGUGGUUUUCUCAUUGUACAUCAUAGAAUCCACACUGGAGAGAAACCUUAUGUAUGUAAACACUGUGGAAAGACUUUCACAGAGAGGCGCUCUCUUGUUGAACAUCAGAGAAUCCACACUGGAGAGAAACCUUAUGAAUGUAAACAGUGUAGGAAAGUUUUCACACGUAGAAACAGUCUUGCUAGUCACCAGAGAGUUCACACUGGAGAGAAGCCUCAUGAAUGUAAACAAUGUGGAAAGGCUUUUACAAGGAAGAACACUCUUGCCACACAUCAGAGAAUCCACACUGGGGAGAAACCUUAUGAAUGUAAUCAUUGUGGAAAGGCUUUCACCCAGAGGGCCUCUCUUACAAAACAUCAGAGGAUCCACACUGGAGAGAAACCUUUUGAAUGUAAACAGUGUGGAAAAGCUUUUAUAGAUAGUGGCUCUCUUACUAAACAUCAGAGGAGCCACACUGGGGAGAAACCUUAUGAAUGUAAACACUGUGGAAAAGCUUUCACAAAUAGGUUCCAUCUUGCUAGACAUCAGAGAAUCCACACUGGAGAUAAACCUUAUGAAUGUAAACAGUGUGGAAAUACUUUCACACGGAAGGGCUCUCUUACUCAACAUCAGAGGAUUCAUACUGGAGAGAAACAGUUUUCUGUGGAUUGAAAAAUUAGUGCUAUUCUCAAGAUAAUAGUUAUUAAUAAUUAAGUUAGUAAACCUGGUCUCCAGUCUUUCCCCACCUCUUCCAUCAAGCUCCCAUCAAGACAAGAUUACCCCACCCUCCAUCUUUCUCCCUGUAGGACAAAAACUUUACAGCCUGUAAAUGUUUGGGUUUGUAAAUGUUCGGACUGUUCUUAGAUCCUCACAUGAUCAAAUCUGAAGUUCCCUUUUGUCUUAGAAGUUCUUCCCAUUGAAUCAAAGGCUUCCCUUAAGUAGUCAAGCCCAGUGGUUGGAAUGAUACUAUGUACCCAUUGUAAAACUUCAGCCCCUGCCAGAUAAUCCAGUUCCCCAGAACUUCCCUCUUUGCAUCUGUCUCCAGCUUCCUCAUCAUUUUUAAACAAUGUUAAUUUCCUUGAAUGUAUCCAUUGCAAAUCGAUUCAACUUAAUAUUCCUAUCCUUUCAUUUCUAGAAUUGAACCAUUGUAAAAAUGUUAUCCCUUCAGGGAGGCUUGAUUGCUUCAGCAUUCUCCUAGAAAUAAGGGAUUUUUCUGUGUAUUUGGGGGGUAUUUUUCUUAGGUCUAUGGCUUAAGAUAAUGCUCCAUAUUUUUUCUCUCUCUCUCUCUCUCACUCAAUAAAGCAUUGCAUAUUAA
Molecule: messenger RNA, 4269 nt
Organism: Monodelphis domestica (gray short-tailed opossum)
Lineage: Eukaryota; Metazoa; Chordata; Mammalia; Didelphimorphia; Didelphidae
Biological process (GO): regulation of transcription by RNA polymerase II
Cellular component (GO): chromatin; PcG protein complex; transcription regulator complex
Molecular function (GO): RNA polymerase II cis-regulatory region sequence-specific DNA binding; DNA-binding transcription factor activity, RNA polymerase II-specific
Source: RefSeq, a predicted model, not a curated record